CCCAAACUCAAAACUUGGAGAAAAUUCGUUAGUUAACUCGGUCAGCUCAACUCAGUUCAAAUUCUCCCAAUCUCAACUCAGUAGCCACAGCAAUGGCUUCUCUCCACACAAUCUCCCCACACAGUCUCCUACCCCUUUCCAAAUCCAAAAAACCCACACCAAAAAUCCCUUCAAAUUCUCAUUUCGCCUCAAAAUUCACUCAAAGCUCAAAUAUUUUCUCGAGAAACAAACAGAAAUCUUACACCAGCUGGGUUUUAAACUCGGUUGCUCAAGAAGAGUUUGAUGUUAUACCAGUUAACAGUGAAGACAGUACAGACCAACAAGAAGGGAUGGUUAUUAUGAGUCAAGUAGAGAGUGAAAUAGUUGAUCAAUUGGGGAGUCAAGUUAGUGGCUUUGGAUCAAGUAGUGAAGGGCAAUUGUCCUUUGAGGGAUUCUCUUCGGCUUCGAGUUCGGGUUCGGGUAUUGAUAAUGGUGAAAUUAGAAGGGGAUUGGAAAUGGAUAGAUUGAUUGAUCGGACUAUAAAUGCUACUAUUGUUCUUGCUGCUGGCUCUUUUGCUAUUACCAAGUUGCUUACUAUUGAUCAUGAUUACUGGCAUGGAUGGACCCUUUUGGAGAUUCUGAGAUACGCACCGCAACAUAACUGGAGUGCUUAUGAGGAAGCUCUUAAGGCGAACCCAGUUUUAGCAAAAAUGAUGAUUAGCGGAGUGGUAUACUCUCUAGGGGAUUGGAUCGCUCAGUGCUGCGAAGGUAAACCACUCUUUGAGUUUGACAGAACGCGAAUGCUUAGAUCAGGCCUUGUUGGCUUUACAUUACAUGGCUCCCUUUCGCAUUAUUAUUACCAGUUUUGUGAGGAGCUAUUUCCAUUCCACGAUUGGUGGGUGGUUCCUGCUAAAGUGGCAUUUGACCAAACUUUGUGGGCAGCACUUUGGAACAGCAUUUAUUUUACGAUGCUGGGAUUCCUACGUCUGGAAUCCCCAGCAAGCAUUUUUUCUGAACUGAAGGCUACAUUCAGGCCGAUGCUGACUGCUGGGUGGAAGCUUUGGCCAUUUGCUCAUCUUAUCACAUACGGUGUAAUUCCAGUAGAGCAAAGGCUUCUUUGGGUGGAUUGUGUAGAGCUUAUUUGGGUGACUAUACUUUCAACAUAUUCAAAUGAGAAAUCAGAAGCAAGAAUAGCGGAGACGCCAGCAGAAGGUCCUACACAGCAGGAGUAGAAUAAGUGCAAAUCAUGAGGAGAUAAAUUGCUGAGUUCGGCAGUAAGAGUUGAGAGUUGAACGACAACAUCGGGGGAUUGAUUGACCUGGAAAUCGCAUGACAGGACGAUCAUUGUAUAUAAUACAUACAUAAGCAUGCUUACAUCUGUAUGUGUUUUUUAUUUCCAUACUCCCCAAUUGGUCUACAGAGUUCUACUAACUGUAAAAGUUAUAUUUAUUGAAUGUAGCUGCAGAAAGUACAACAUA
Molecule: messenger RNA, 1457 nt
Organism: Mercurialis annua (annual mercury)
Lineage: Eukaryota; Viridiplantae; Streptophyta; Magnoliopsida; Malpighiales; Euphorbiaceae
Exons: 7
Coding region: 93-1211 (372 amino acids)
Cellular component (GO): cytoplasm; membrane
Source: RefSeq, a predicted model, not a curated record